This is a messenger RNA of Euleptes europaea (tarantolino), 921 nucleotides long. RefSeq names its product MyoD family inhibitor (gene MDFI). The transcript has 4 exons. Lineage: Eukaryota; Metazoa; Chordata; Lepidosauria; Squamata; Sphaerodactylidae. The record is from RefSeq and is a predicted model, not a curated record. Bases 22 to 867 code for a protein of 281 amino acids.
UCUCGCGCGGGGCUCAGGCCGAUGUCCCAGGGGAGAAGGCAGCUCCCCAGCCGCUCGGCAGACGCGCGCCAUGGGGAGCCCCAGGGGGAGCCGGCGCCCUGCCCAGCCCCCGGCACAGGUCAGGAUGCAAACACGAGCCCUUCCGCCAUGCCGAAUUCAGCGGUAGCACCACCUACUCCACGGUGUUCUAUCCCUUCUCAAAGUCAGUCCACAGCUGUGGAGGAAGACAAGCCAUCACAAGAACAUUCAGUCUCUCAUCGAUCCUUGGUGAAUGGAAAAGCACCUUCCAAGGAAAAAUCAGAGGGUGACUUUUCUGUAGCUGCAGAAGCCGUUACACGCCAGCCCCAGAGCCGAGUAACUGUCCAGACGCAUUCGACUACAGCUUAUACCCCUCUUCUGCAAAAUGGUGCUGGGUGUGUGCCAGACCUGGGCAGUUCUAACGGCGAGGCCGGGAAUGGUGUCCUGUGUUCUGAACUCAGCUCAUUGUCAAGCUCACAGAAGCCUCAUCGGAAGCUCCAGUCACAUCACUCCAUCAACAGCCAGAUCAGUAAAAAGAGCAAAGGCAGCUCCAAAUCUGCAUCAUCUCAAAUCCCCACCGAAGCACAGGAAGAUUGCUGUGUCCACUGCAUCCUCUCCUGCCUCUUCUGUGAGUUCCUGACACUCUGCAACAUCAUGCUGGACUGUGCCACUUGCGGCUCCUGCAGCUCUGAAGAUUCUUGCAUCUGCUGCUGCUGCUGCGGCUCUGGGGAAUGCGCUGACUGCGACCUGCCCUGUGACAUGGACUGUGGCAUCAUUGAUGCAUGCUGUGAGUCAGCUGACUGCCUGGAGAUCUGCAUGGAGUGCUGUGGUCUGUGCUUCUCUUCCUGAAACCUGGACCCAGAUCUCGUUCCUUGGAUAGGAGCUCUAAGAGGGAGGCCCCGG